UAAGAAAAUUACAACACAAAAAAAAAAAACCGUUUAAAUAAAUUGCUUUUCGUUGGCGUAUAAAUUUCUUGCAAGCGCAGCAUAAGUUUUCGUCAAAAAAAAAGAAUAAUAACAACAAUCGAAAAUGCAACAAAAAUAUGUUUUUCGAGUGUCGCUACCGUGUUGAGUUAACAGGCUGGCCAAGUGUGCAAUUAAAUAAUAAUAAAACAAGUAUUGAGUUGUGUGCUGUUAACACUUCAUUUAUUGUAACUUAAGUGCAUUCUUAAAUUUAUAAAUUUAAACCAAAUAAAAUUGUAGCGUGAUCUCGUAACCCCAAGGAUUGAUAUUCGAGUAUUAUUAGCGCAGAAAAGAAUAAGGCGUAGGAGAGCAGCGUUUGGUGUGAAUACUUUUUGGAGUAACUAGUUUGGCAGAGGCCAUCGGCAGCAGGAUUGUGUGAGCAGAGUAAUGUCGCCGCAACGCUGGAUCUUGUUGCUCAUCUUUUACAUUGCAUAUUUGAUGUUUGGCGCCAGCAUCUACUAUCACAUAGAACAUGGCCUCGAAAAGCAAAAUCGUGCAACGGAGCUGCGCGAACGUAUUGAAAUGAAUGAAUACCUCGUUAGUGAAUUAGCUGGCAAGAAUGAGAGCACCAUCACCGAGAUACUUGAAAAUAUAUCGGAUUAUUGCGGGAAACAGGUGACCAACUAUACAGCGGAUGAAUUUGACCCACCCUAUACAUGGACAUUUUAUCAUUCGCUUUUCUUUGCCUUCACUGUCUGCUCGACUGUGGGUUACGGCAAUAUUUAUCCCACUACAUUUGCUGGACGCAUAAUUAUGAUAUUCUACUCGAUCAUUGGCAUACCAGUGAAUGGAAUACUUUUUGCCGGAUUGGGCGACUACUUUGGGAGAACGUUCCAAAUGAUCUAUCGUCGCUAUAAAAAAUAUAAGAUGUCACAGGACAAACAUUAUGUGCCACCGCAAUUGGGUCUAGUCACUGCAAUACUUAUCGCCUUAAUACCGGGUAUUGGCAUUUUCAUACUACUACCGGCACUUGUGUUUACGUACUUUGAAAAAUGGUCUUACUCCAUUUCGAUUUAUUUUGCCUAUGUGACUACCACAACCAUUGGUUUUGGUGAUUAUGUGCCCACUUUUGGCGCCGAUCAGCCCACCGAAUUUGGUGGCUGGUUUGUGGUUUAUGAGAUAUUCGUCAUAUUCUGGUUUAUCUUCGCAUUGGGCUACUUGGUUAUGAUUAUGGGCUUCAUAACGAGAGGUUUACAAAGCAAAAAACUAAGGCGUUUAGAACAACAACUCUCCACUAAUAUAAAAACAACUCAAAAUCGUAUUUGGACUGGUGUUACGAAAGACGUCGGCAAUCUGCGAAGGAUUUUGAAUGAGCUGUAUAUACUGAGAGUGAAGCCUGUCUACACCGAACCGGAUAAAACUCAACAGCUGUAUCGUUCCAGCUCCGCACCCGAAAUCUCCAUGUAUCGUGUGGACCCGCCGCCCGAAUUUCCACGCAAACGCGCUUUCUCCGAAAGCUAUGAUGUGGUGGAGGCGCGUGGUAUGCUCGCACCCGUGCACGCCGCUUCCGAUACGGAACUGGAUCGGCUCGACAAACAAAAGUCAUUCCAAGAUGCUGACGCCUUCCUACAGACCACCGAACUCUUGGCCAAAGUCGUCAAUGCAUUGGGUGCUGUGCGCGUACCACCGCAAGAGGAGGAUGAUGCCAGCAUGUUUGGUGGCUAUCAUGGCUUCUCCGAUUCACAAAUACUCGCCAGCGAAUGGUCGUAUCCGAGCAUUAAUGAAGCGCCGAAACAGCGUGUACGCGCCAACUCCGAUUACAACUUCGAGCCACCAUGGCGUCAGCGUCGUCCAACCGCGCUGCCGAACGAAUGGACUUGGAGCGGUGAUAAUGAGCGUAUACAGGAGGCUAUUAACAGCCGUUACAAACAGGGUGAUGGUAAGGAUUUGUAUCGGUCCAGUUUUGGUCUGCCGCCACGUGAUUAUGUGGUGAACAUGGAAGAGGAGGAGCCGCAGAAGCCGCGCAUGAAGAAGUUCUCCAUGCCAGAUGGCUUGCGCAGACUGUUCCCUACGAAGAAACGACCCUCGCAGGAGCGCAUAACGGCGGCAGAAGCCGGCGUGGAUACUGCAAUGCCAAAUAGUGCACGUCGCUUCUCGAUUAUGAGCGUGCCGGAGCCUGCGCGCCGCACGCCACCGCUCGACUAUUACAGCACAGUUGCGGCUGAUGUGAAUGCACCUUAUUACGGUAAUGGUAAGCCUGCGCUACCGGCGCCUGCAGGCAACUACCCUUCAGACAGCAAUCUGGCAGCGAAACAGUUGGUUGGCGCGCCCAAUGGUGUGCCGGUUGCCGGUGGUGGUGCACGUAAACGACGUGAAUCCAUUUUCACACAAAAUCCGGCGUCGGGCGCUAGGCGUGGCAGUCUAUUUCCCACCUCUAAUGCGGCUGGACUCACGCACCGACGCGGCAGUCUUUUUAGCACCGCUGCACAAGCAAACAACGGUCCACCAUCGCGUCGUGGCAGCCUUUUCCCCGCCGGCGGUCGUGGCGCAACAGGCGGUGAUCGCCGGCCGAGUCUCUUCUCCGUUGCCUCGGAGGAGGAGCGUAAUGUUUUGGAGAAUACAACAAUUGCUGAUUUGAUACGCGCACUAGAGGCUAUGCAUACGGCGGCGGUAAUGGAGGAAACCGCCGAUAGUCCACCCAUAAUCACACACGACGACAUGGGUGGCAUCUUCGGCAGCGAUAAUAAACAACGUAAAAUGGGUAAUGCCGGCCUAGAUUUGCCGGAUGUGCCACCUUUAUUCUCACUCCUUGGCAGUGACGAUAAGCGCGCCAUGAACGCCGAGGCGGCAAAUCGUUUGUACGCACGCCGCUCUACGGUCGUUGGCGCACUCCCCACCUCAUUCAACAACACACCCACAGGCUCGACAACCGCACUGGCGCAAUCAACGGGUCCGACCAGCGUGUUGACGCGUCGGCGCAAGUCAUCAGCCGUACAACAAAUUGCCGAACCGCCACCAAGUUACAGUGAGCGCGACACAAAUGUGCCGCAAACUUCCAACGCCCCCACGGCAAGUAACAAGUUCAAGCGACGCUUCAGCGUGCGCCCUACCGCGCUACAAAUACCACCGGGCAAAGCGCCGCCAGCCGGUGCGAAUAUCAAUAGCGCGCUGCAGCAACAAACGGCAACACCACCGUCACAACCACCACCACCAGCCUCUACUCAAAGCGUAUUUCAGCGGCGCCACUCAUUGCGUCCAUCACCGCUCGCACGCGAACUCAAUAUAUCAACAACGCCAUCUACGACCAGCAGCUCAGGCGAUCCCAGUCCAACCAGCCCGACGGGUACCGGUGUGACAGCAUCAAGCACUACGCGUCUACUACCCGCCACCUCAACGAGCGCAACACCCAGCGCUGGUGCUGCCGCGCGCCCACCCACAACGGGUAGCACACAUUCACCACUCUCGCGCAUUGUGCAGAUUACGCAGGCGCAGCGAAAGAGUAGCAAACCCGAAGGAUUUCAACUAGAACGCACUCAAAAAUCGGACGAAUCGUAGGCGCUUAAGUUAGCAAAUGUGUGGGGAGGUGAUGAAAAGCUGAAAUUAAUUUAAUAUAACGACUAGAAAACAGAAAUUUCUAAAGUGCCUAUUUAUUAUACCUAUACAUAUACAUUUACGUAAUAUACAUACAAAUGUCCACUCUGAGGUUGUGCCCCUGAUAGUCAUAAUGCCAGAGGGAUGGAAGCAAUAACGGUAUGCCAUAAGUUUGCCACAGUUUUUGAUUCAACUGACAUUAUUAGUAUUAUUUGUGUCCUCAAGUACGUGUAAUAUUAAACAAAAAAAAAACGACGUGACGAAUGUGAUCGUUUUAAGAAUUAAACAUUCCAGCUUAGUUUAGUUAUUAGCACUUACGUAGUCGCUAGUGGGUUCGAGGUACUCAGUCGCCUAUCUUAUGCCACAACUAUCUAAAACAGCGCGCGGCUUCUGAAGUGUUAAUCCCCAAAAUUGCCAAAAAAAUAUUGUGAUAAGUUUAGUAUUAGCGCAAAAAACAAAAAAACAAAAAAAAGUUAUUAAAUUUAAAAUGACAAUAACUGAGAAAUGAAUUUUGUGUUUCGUUUCUGCGCGAAAAAAACCAGCAAUAACACAAAUAUUCUUUCAAAAAAGUGACAUAAAAAUCAUAUUAUUUAUUUAUUCUAUAACCAUUAAAAUGCAUCCAUACAUAUUUCCUGUGAACACAUCUUUUGCGAACGAAUGUACACGAUUUCCUGGCUUUCUAUUAUUAAGUAGCAGUUUAAAAAAAAUUUUUAGCAAAUAUCUAAUAUUUUGUGAAUGCAAGCAGAGCGAAAAUGAACAAAACAAAAUGUUACCUAAUAAAGAUGCUAUGAAAUGACAAAAACAA
Anastrepha obliqua is the source of this 4393-nucleotide messenger RNA. It is a transcript of the gene Ork1, whose product is annotated as open rectifier potassium channel protein 1. NCBI's taxonomy places the organism in Eukaryota, Metazoa, Arthropoda, Insecta, Diptera, Tephritidae. The coding region runs from base 445 to 3552 and encodes 1035 amino acids. Gene Ontology annotation, cellular component: membrane. Gene Ontology annotation, molecular function: potassium ion leak channel activity. Gene Ontology annotation, biological process: potassium ion transmembrane transport; stabilization of membrane potential. The record is from RefSeq and is a predicted model, not a curated record. The transcript is spliced from 7 exons.